Molecule: messenger RNA, 2981 nt
Organism: Mercurialis annua (annual mercury)
Lineage: Eukaryota; Viridiplantae; Streptophyta; Magnoliopsida; Malpighiales; Euphorbiaceae
Exons: 8
Source: RefSeq, a predicted model, not a curated record
AGCAAACAUUUUUUUAAAAUGCGAAUAUAAAUGACGGAAAGAUCAAGCAUUUAUUAUCGGGUUUCAGACUCUGCGUUCUCCACAAUUCCAAACCGCCAUCGUCUUGUUGUAUCAGAAUAUAUUGAAUUUGGGCAAUAAAUGAAUCAUUCUUCUCAAAGCUGCUUGCUUUCAUUAGCAAUUCUGCUGCUUUUGGCUGCCAUAUGUUCUUCCUUAGGCCAUCUUGAAAAUGGGAAUAAGAUCAAGACUUCAACUUUCCUAUCCCCUAAUUUUGUAUUGGGACCAGGAUCAGUAGAGGAUAGGUAUUACUACAAUCUUGAUUUUCCAAGAGGUCAUAUAUUUCUCAAAAGCUUUAAUGCUGAAGUAAUCGAUGAAGAUGGCAAUCCGAUUCCUCUCCAUGAAACUUACCUUCACCAUUGGGUUGUUGUGAGAUACUAUCAACCAGCGAAUGCUUCAAUUUCCGGGAACAGUCGGCCAUCAGGUCUUAUUUCUGCAGGAAAUAGUGGAAUAUGUCCUGGUGUUAGUCAGUAUUUUGGUCUUGGAUCGGAAACAAGAAAAACAGCUACGGAUGUUCCGGAUCCUUAUGGUAUAGAAGUUGGUAACCCUGCUGAAAUUCCUGUUGGGUAUGAAGAGAAAUGGGUGCUUAACAUCCAUGCUAUAGAUACAAGGGGCGUUGAAGAUAGGCUGGGGUGCGCUGAAUGCAAAUGCGAUCUUUACAAUGUUACAGUUGAUGUAUUCGGUCGUCCUUUGAGACCUGGGUACGAAGGAGGUCUGUUAUGUUGUUAUGACCAUACACAAUGUAAAGUGAGACCAGGUUUUCAGGGCUCUAGGAGAAACCUUUACCUGCGAUACACCGUGAAGUGGGUUGAUUGGGAUAGUUUAACUAUCCCUGUUAAAAUCUUUAUUUUUGAUGUUACCGAUGAUGGGAAAAGGCUUAAUCGCUCGUCAAGAACUCCUCCGCAAAGUGGUUGUCGGGUUGAGUAUGAAGUUAAAGGCUGCAGAAACACUAAUGCAGGUGUUGAUGAAUGCCUUGAUGUGAGAAGGACAAAUGUGAUCAUGCCAAUUGGUGGUCAUGUCAUAUACGGUGUUGCUCACCAGCACACUGGGGGAGUUGGUUCAACUCUCUACGGACAGGAUGGACGUGUUAUAUGCACAUCUGUACCCACCUAUGGAGAAGGAAAAGAAGCAGGGAACGAGGCUGGUUACAUUGUAGGAAUGUCGACAUGCUAUCCAAAACCGGGCUCUGUCAAGAUUGAUGACGGAGAGAAAUUAAUGUUGGAAUCAAAUUAUAGCAGUACUCAAACUCACACUGGAGUUAUGGGGCUCUUCUACAUUCUGGUUGCAGAUCAAAUACCAGAACCUGAGACUAUCUUACAAACCAAUCAUGCUCAUGUAAGUUGGAGGUUUUUACAGCAGUUUAACUGUUUGCUUUCAUUAGCAAUACUACUGCUGCUUUCGGCUCCGAUAUCUUCUUCCUCAAGUCAUCUUGAAAAUGGGAAGAUCAUGACUGCUACUUACCUUACCCCUAAAAUUGUAUUGGAACCAGGAUCAGUAGCGGAUAAGUGGUUCUACAAUCUUGAUUUUCCAAGAGGUCAUAUAUUCGUCAAAAGCUUUAAUGCUGAAGUAAUCGAUGAGUCCGGAAAUCCAAUGCCACUCUACGAAACUUACCUUCACCACUGGGUUGUUUCGAGAUAUUAUAAACCAAAAAAUGCUUCAAUUACAGAGAACAAUAGCCUAUCAGAUCUUAUUUCUGCAGGAAAUAGUGGAAUAUGCCAAGGUGAUUCUAAUAGUCAGUAUUUUGGUGUUGGAUCAGAAACAAGAAAAACAGAUACACAUGUUCCAGAUCCUUAUGGUAUAGAAGUUGGUAAUCCUGCUGAAAUUCCUGCCGAGUAUGAAGAGACAUGGGCGCUUAACGUUCAUGUUAUCGAUACACGGGGAGUUGAAGAUAAGUUGGGAUGCACGGAAUGCAAAUGUGAGCUUUACAAUGUUACAGUUGAUGCAUUUGGUCGUCCCUUGAGGCCUGAAUAUAAGGGAGGUUUGUUAUGUUGCCAUGACCAAACACAAUGUAGAUUGAGACAAGGUUUUCAGGGCUCCAUGAGAACCUAUUACCUGCGCUAUACUGUGAAGUGGGUUGAUUGGGAUAGAUCAGUUAUUCCUGUUAAAAUCUUUAUAUUUGAUGUUACUGAUACUGGCAAAAGAGUUAAUGGCUCAUCAGAAAUUGGCUGUCAGGUAAAUAUGAAAAACAAACAUUUUUGUUUAGAAACAAUGUCAUAAUGUAGACAUUCUAAUGGAUGAAUGCAGGUUGAGUAUGAUGUUCAAGGCUGCAGAAACACUGAUACAGAAUGCGUUGAUGUGAAAAGGACAAACGUUAUCAUGCCGACUGGUGGUUAUGUCAUAUACGGUGUUGUCCACCAGCAUGCUGGGGCCAUUGGUUCAACUCUCUACGGACAGGAUGGACGUGUUAUAUGCACAUCAUUACCAAUUUAUGGAGAAGGGAAAGAAGCAGGAAAUGAGGCUGGUUACCUUGUAGGAACGUCGACCUGUUAUCCUAAACCGGGCUCUGUCAGGAUUGGUGACGGAGAGAAAUUAAUGUUGGAAUCAAAUUAUAGCAGUACUCAAAUGCAAACUGGAGUUAUGGGGAUAUUCUACAUUUUGGUUGCAGAUCAUGAUCAUAUAGACGGAGAGGCGAAAUUAUCCAUUGAUUAUUCUUGGACUUGGACAGCAGGAGUAGUAGUAGCUCUGGUGGGACUUGCAAUCAUUGUCGCUAUGAGGCAAUUCGGGCAUAAAAUGGAUCCUGUUAGUUUCAAUCAGCUGCAACCACAGGGAAUCAUCUAAUUCUUGAUUUUAGUUGCUGCCAUAAAGAUUCAAUUGCUUGCCAAUUGUAGACUACAAAUGUAGUGCUAUUAAUUUGUGUGACACACCAUCCAGUAUCAGAAAAUUAAAACAGAAUUUAAAAUGUUUAAAGCACAGAUCAUUCACCAUGA